AUGCUUCGCCUCCUGAAACUGAUUGUGAUUCCAGUGAUUCUGGCCCCUGUAGGUGAUUCUCAGGGCCUGACUGACAGGGUUGUCUCCUCCCCUGAGCUGAGAGUGCACGUGGGUGAUUCAGCUUUCAUGGGAUGUGUUGUCCACAGCCCAGAAGAGAAACAUGUGGUUAAAGUAGACUGGAUACUCUCAAAAGGGGAACAUGCUGAGAGUGAAUACGUGCUAUACUAUUACUCCAACCUCAGUGUGCCUACGGGGCGCUUCCAGAACCGUUCGCAUUUGGUGGGGGACAUCUUACGAAAUGACGGUUCUCUCCUGCUCCAAAAUGUGCAAGAAGCAGACCAGGGAACCUACACCUGUGAAAUCCGCCUCAAAAACGAGAGUGUAGUCUUUAAAAAGUUCGUGGUACUGCGCGUGCUGCCAGAGAAGCCUAAAGAGCUCACAGUCCGUGUAGGCAGUUCAGCUGAGAUGGGAUGUUUCUUCCAGAGCACAGAAAAGAAACAUGUGACCAAGGUGGACUGGAUGUUUUCUUCCGGAAAGCAUGCCAAGGAGGAGGUUGUCUGGCGCCAUGACUUCAACAUGCCUAGUGGCUACUUCCAGAACCAGGGCCGCUUCCAAAACCGUGUAAACCCGAUUGGUGACAUCUCACACAAUGAUGGCUCUAUCAUGCUUCAAACAGUGAAGGAGUCUGACCAAGGAGUCUACACCUGCCACAUCUACCUGGGGAAACUGGAGUCUAGGAAAACUAUUGUGCUGCAUGUGAUCCAGGAAGAAUCUCAAAUGUCGAUUCUAACAACUCCUCCACCCAAGACUGAUCGGCCGUCGAUUCUGGAUGGGAAUCAGCUGGUGAUAAUUGUGGGGAUUGUCUGUGCCACCUUCUUGCUGCUCCCAGUGUUGAUACUAAUUGUGAAGAAAACCCGGUGGAAUAAGAGUUCAGUGAGUUCUACAGCUUCCUUGAAGAGCCUGGAGAACAAAGAGAAGAGUAAUCCAGAGAAACAUGUCUAUUCCUCAAUAACCACGAGGGAGUCGAUGGAGGAAGGACCAAGUGGACAAUCAGAGGCCACCUACAUGACCAUG
This is a messenger RNA of Cricetulus griseus (Chinese hamster), 1074 nucleotides long. Lineage: Eukaryota; Metazoa; Chordata; Mammalia; Rodentia; Cricetidae. The record is from RefSeq and is a predicted model, not a curated record.